ACCACUGUCUGCUCUAUCGCCCAUCCCCUCUCGGUUAGCCAAACGGAGCAGCUGGAACUGUUGUUCAUGAAUCCAGAACGCAAGUUUAAGCAAUCCUUUAAAAGGAAAAACCCUUGGGUUCGAGAAUGUCUCUGGGACCAUGGGGAAUUCAAUCCAGAAUAUUACACGCCGGAUGUUAUGCAUUACAUAAGAAACCUUUCUCAAAAGUUACCAAAGUUCAAAGCAGAUGUUCAUAAUGCCUAUCUGGAUGUAAAUACAAAGAAAGCUGCUCUCAAGGCUUCUUCUUCUGUUGUUGCUCUUUUAUCUUAUACUACUGGGGACCAAGAGUUUAAUCAAUGUUCUGGUGUUAUCAUUGAAAAUGAUGCCAAUAAUGCUCAUAUUGUUUUGACAUCCGCCAAUCUCAUUCGGCGUCCUACUAAAGAUAAUUUGUCUGAUGAGGAAGAUGUCAUGGAAGAUAAUUUGUCUGAUGAACAAGAUUUCAUGGAAGAUAGUUUGGCUGAUAAUCUUAAGGUUAAGAUAUUCCUGUAUGACGGUCGAUCAUACGAGGGACAAGUACGUGCCUAUGAUUUCCACUUUAAUAUUGCUUGGAUACAGUUUCAGUCUGAUAGAUCCCUUCCUACUGCGAUAUUAAGACAAGUGGACGAUUACAUCAAUGUUAAUCCAGCUGUGGCUAAGCUAUUUCGUCAUCAUCGUAGACAUUCUAGCCGUUUUAACCUUGUUCCUGGUCAUCCAAUAGUUGCCGUGGGCCGUUAUUUUGCCAAACCAUUUGAUCUCAUGGCUGCUCCCGGUCAAUUCACUCUUGGUCGCUGCGAUUUUGACUGUAAGGAGCUCUUCAUGGGGACUUGCAAGACCACAAGUUCUGGCGAGGGUGGCGCACUUAUAAAUCUUUCAGGAGAAGUAAUUGGUAUUAUAUUUUAUUACGAAUUUGGCUUUACUACCCCAUUUUUGCCUAUAAACAUAGCUCACAAAUGCUGGGAGCAUUACAAAAGAUACGGGGGACUCCGCCAACCUUCUUUGGGAGUUGUGGCUACAAGUUUUUAUGCAGCUGACGUAUUUCUCAUGGAGAAGGUUAUUCAAAAGUUUCUGAAUCUUUGCGGUGGGGUUCUUGUUGAGAAGGUAAUCAAAGGUUCUUGUGCUGAUUCUGCUGGGCUACAUUUGAAUGAUGUAAUAGUUCAGUGUUGUGGAGAAACAGUUCACAGUUUCUUGCAGUUUUUGGAGAUAGUGUGGGAUAAGAAGGUUGGAGAUGUGUUACAACUGUCUGUGGCCCGAGCAUCUCAAAGUCAAAAUGAUCCCGUACAUGUCAAUAUGGUGGUUGAUGAAGUUGCUGUCGAAAAUUUUAAUCGUUGGCCGAAGAAGUACUGAAGCUGGUGAGGUUCGGGCAGCAGCAGUUUUGUGUAUGCUCACUUUUGCUUUAAUAGUUGGGCUUUCAAGCUGAAGAGUUCGAAGUGCAUACUGACUUAACUUUAACCCUACAGUUUUAUUUAUUUAUUUAUUUUGCUUUAAUAGUUGGGCUUUCAAGCUGAAGAGUUUGAAGUGCAUACUGGCUUCAACACUACAAAUUUAUAUUUAUUCGCCCGUUUAUUUAUAUCUGUAUGAAAUACGUUCAUUUAUCACUGCCAAUAUCUUGACAUUAUUAGAAGUGAUGAUAUGGGCUGAAAUUAACUCUUUGAUGAAUUUAGAAUUUUGGAAUUCUUAUGCCAUUCUCAUUA
Molecule: messenger RNA, 1709 nt
Organism: Medicago truncatula (barrel medic)
Lineage: Eukaryota; Viridiplantae; Streptophyta; Magnoliopsida; Fabales; Fabaceae
Product: putative protease Do-like 14
Exons: 11
Coding region: 67-1362 (431 amino acids)
Molecular function (GO): protein binding
Source: RefSeq, a predicted model, not a curated record